Culicoides brevitarsis is the source of this 774-nucleotide messenger RNA. It is a transcript of the gene MED18, whose product is annotated as mediator of RNA polymerase II transcription subunit 18. Gene Ontology annotation, biological process: regulation of transcription by RNA polymerase II; termination of RNA polymerase II transcription. NCBI's taxonomy places the organism in Eukaryota, Metazoa, Arthropoda, Insecta, Diptera, Ceratopogonidae. Gene Ontology annotation, molecular function: transcription coregulator activity. Bases 90 to 728 code for a protein of 212 amino acids. The transcript has 2 exons. Gene Ontology annotation, cellular component: mediator complex; core mediator complex. The record is from RefSeq and is a predicted model, not a curated record.
CGCAAACUGUCAAAAAUCAAAACAAAAGUUGAUGUUGUGAUAAAAAAUAUUUAAAAUUUUAAUAAAUUUACCUGAAAAUCCUGCAAAAAAUGACGCAACAACCGAGUUUAAGGGCCAUGGAUUCGCUCAACGACGCGAUAACAGCGAAAAUUGUUCCGAUGCAGGAGUAUUUGUUACAAGGCAGCAUUAUGGAUACAAGUGUCGAGAAUUUACUUCACCGUCUCCGUGGCUUGUGCGACAACGUUGAAUCCGGUUACGAGCAAUUUUCCGACUACGAAGUUUGUUUUUCGCUCCGGCUCCCAAAUCAAACUGCUCCGUUGGCGCUUCGGGUGCGUCGUGCCCUCGAUCAAGAUGUUCCCUACCAACUGCGUUAUCUCGGGCAACCCGAGGGACAAGCAGAUCGGAAUCGCCCAACGCUCGUGCGGAGUUGCAUCGAUAUUGCGUGCACAGCUUCCAUCGUGGAAUUUCUCAACGAAUUGGGAUUUCGCGUCGAAUUCGAGUACAGAAUUGCCGGUUACAUGUUCCGAAAAGGUCGCAUGAAGAUUACGGUUGCGAAGAUUUUUAAGCCGAAUACUCCCGCGGAAACGAUUUCGCAGAGUUAUUUGGUUGAAUUGUCGGUUUUGGCGCCGAGUGGGCAGGAAGCGAUUGCGGAAGAUAUGAGGCAAUUUGCGGAACAGCUGAAACCGUUGGUGCAGCUGGAGAAAAUUGAUCAUAAGAGACUAAUGUAGAUAAGAUAUUUUUCAUUUUUUUUUUGUCGAAAUUCACUUAAAAUAA